AUAGUUACCAGUGAUACUGGGAUACUACUCGGAAGUGAAUAGUUGCAACUUUUGGCUUUGAAUUCUUUCCAAAUUUGUUACCAGUAGCGUUGGUGUUAUAUUUACUUGACAAUAUUUUGGUAGUGACUAGUAGGCAGCAAAGAGAUAAUUGAGUGAAUAAUUAUUAUAGUGACGUUGAAAACAAUACUAGCACCUAUUGUGUUACUUAUUAAUAAUGAAAAUAAUACUAGUUGCAGUAAGAUAUGCUAGUUAGUUUUUCAGGAGCUAAUGGUAAAACAUCUUGCCAUAAGAUGCUUUUGCCAGCCAAAUUAUGCACAGAGUUUGGCAAGGUCACUGGACAGAGCUAUCGUGUAGCCCUGCUACAUUAUUUAUUAUGGAAACAAAUACCUAAUAAAAACUAAAAGAAACCAGUAAUAUAAGUAGGAUUAGUGUGUGUCUUAGAGUCAAAUAGGCAAACACACAUUCACUUUCUUUGCUUUGCUCGUUCACUCAGGGUUUUUUAGCUAUUAAAAGCAGUGUGAGCCAUCUGUCUCCUUGUGCACAAAUGCAGGUAUAUACAGCUGGUACAUACUCAACCUUCACAUCUCACGAGGGCUAAACAACAGCUGUCAAGAACAACAUGCUCUGUGUCUGAUUGGGCUAUGGAAGGAAACGGUCAAAGUCACACUCUGUUUCUGUGUUUUAAGGCCCUGAAUGGACGCUUUCUUCAGCCUCUCUCCCUGUCAUGUGGGUCGUUGCGGUUCGUCAGCUUCUCCUUCAAGGCUGCAGAUCUUACCAUAGAGAGGAACCCUGCACUGAAGCCAAAGCCAGACCCCUCAACCCUUGUGUUCGGCAAGCAGUUUUCAGACCACAUGCUGACAGUCAGCUGGUCUGAAGCAGGAGGAUGGCAGGCACCUCAGAUCAAGCCCUUCCAGAAUCUGUCCCUUCACCCUGCUUCCUCAGCCCUGCAUUACUCCAUAGAGCUAUUUGAGGGCAUGAAGGCUUUCCGGGGAGUAGAUAACCGUAUCCGUCUCUUCAGGCCUAUGCUGAAUAUGGAGCGCAUGUACAGGAGCACCGAGAGGAGCUGUCUGCCUUUGUUUGAUAAGGGCGAACUGAUAAAGUGUAUCAAUAAACUGGUUGAGAUCGACCGAGAAUGGGUUCCUUACUCCACAGAUGCCAGCCUGUACAUCAGACCAACGUUUAUAGGAACUGAACCUUCCCUAGGUGUGUCUCGAGCAGGUCAUGCUUUGCUCUUCGUCAUCAUUGGGCCUGUUGGACCUUAUUUUGCAACUGGAGGCUUUAGUCCGGUGUCAUUGCUGGCAGAUCCUCGAUAUGUGCGGGCCUGGAGGGGUGGCGUUGGAGAAUACAAGAUGGGAGGUAACUACGGGCCGACAAUUGCUGUUCAGAGUGAGGCGGCCAAGCAGAAAUGCCAGCAGGUCCUUUGGCUGUACGGAGAGAAUGAGGAGAUCACGGAGGUUGGAACCAUGAAUCUCUUCAUCUACUGGACCACAGAGAAAGGAGAGAAAGAACUGGUCACCCCUCCACUGGAUGGCAUCAUUCUUCCAGGAGUGACCAGGCAGUCGCUGCUGGACCUUGCUAGAGAAUGGGUGAGAAACAAGAAUGGAAAGGGGGAAGUUUUUCAACUCUCACCUUCAUGUGUUCUCUAAAACAUUA
This is a messenger RNA of Sinocyclocheilus grahami, 1653 nucleotides long. RefSeq names its product branched-chain-amino-acid aminotransferase, cytosolic-like. Gene Ontology annotation, biological process: L-valine biosynthetic process; L-leucine biosynthetic process. Gene Ontology annotation, molecular function: branched-chain-amino-acid:2-oxoglutarate transaminase activity. Gene Ontology annotation, cellular component: mitochondrion. Lineage: Eukaryota; Metazoa; Chordata; Actinopteri; Cypriniformes; Cyprinidae. The record is from RefSeq and is a predicted model, not a curated record. Bases 642 to 1646 code for a protein of 334 amino acids. The transcript is spliced from 7 exons.